Messenger RNA from Canis lupus familiaris (dog), 1533 nucleotides. It is a transcript of the gene NRL, whose product is annotated as neural retina leucine zipper. Gene Ontology annotation, molecular function: RNA polymerase II cis-regulatory region sequence-specific DNA binding; DNA-binding transcription factor activity, RNA polymerase II-specific. The record is from RefSeq and is a predicted model, not a curated record. Gene Ontology annotation, biological process: regulation of transcription by RNA polymerase II. Gene Ontology annotation, cellular component: nucleus. NCBI's taxonomy places the organism in Eukaryota, Metazoa, Chordata, Mammalia, Carnivora, Canidae. Bases 820 to 1533 code for a protein of 237 amino acids. The transcript is spliced from 3 exons.
UCGAUAAGCUGCUAUGCUUUGUGAAUCUGCAGAAUGUGGGGAUGGGAGGCAGCAUCUCUCAAAAUGAUCUGAACAUCAACUUCUUGGGUAUUUCUCAGACUUAGGGCUUCCCAGAACACUCUUUGGGAAAUGGUAAAGUUUAACUGCCUUUAUGGAACAAAAUGGGAAACCCGGGUCAGAAAGGGGAAGGCAAUCUGUCCAGUUCACAGAACAUAGCAGAUUCUGAGUAGAAGGAGGAAAACCAAUUUUAGUUGGUUCCCUUUGGAGAGAUUGGCUUGGGGAAAGGUGGUCACCACUCAGUCCUGAUCUUUCUAGAACUGACUCUAGGAUCUUUCUUUUUUCUUUGGAAAGUCUCAUGCUCCUAUAAAAGGGAUUGAUUAAUUGAUUCACCCAUAGAACAGAUGUGCACUGAGGACCUUCCAUGUGCAAGGCAUUGACCUAGGCAUUCUGAGAGAGAAAUAUAACAUCACAUUAUCCUUAUACAUUAAAUUAAGUCGUGGUAUCUGUGCCUUCCCAUUGUCCUAAAAUAGACACAUACUCUGUCACAGUUAAUUAAGCAAAAUUUUUUUGAUUGCUUGGAAAUGGAAUGAUGUCUCUUGAGAUGGCAGAGCCUCUCAGUACGUCCCAGCACUAGAGUUGGGAGCACUGCCAUGUUCCUCCUGUUUUUCAGAGCUCCCAGAGGCGCCAGUGGGCCAGAGGCUGUGCUAUUUAUCCUCUUCCUCAGUCAGGCCUCUAAGCUGCUUGUCCCCAGUCAGGAGCCCCUGCCACCUGAAAAGUUGCUGCAGCCCAGAGGUGCACUCCCCGCAAACCAGCCCCAGAAUGGCACUGCCUCCCAGCCCCCUGGCUAUGGAAUAUGUCAAUGACUUUGACUUGAUGAAGUUUGAGGUAAAACGGGAACCUGCUGAGGGGCGAUCUGGCCCCCCAACAGCUUCGCUGGGCUCCACACCUUACAGCUCAGUGCCUCCUUCACCCACCUUCAGUGAGCCAGGCAUGGCGGGAGCGACUGAGGGCCCCCGGCCAGGCCUGGAGGAGCUGUACUGGCUGGCCACCCUGCAGCAGCAGCUGGGAACUGGGGAGGCACUGGGGCUGAGUCCCGAGGAGGCUGCGGAGCUGCUGCAGGGUCAGGGUCCAGUCCCCAUCGAGGGGCCCCACGGCUACUACCCAGGGAGCCCCGAGGGGACGGAAGCCCAGCAUACACAGCUGGCCGAGCGGUUCUCGGACGCGGCGCUGGUGUCGAUGUCUGUGCGGGAGCUCAACCGGCAGCUGCGGGGCUGCGGGCGCGACGAGGCGCUGCGGCUGAAGCAGAGGCGCCGCACGCUGAAGAACCGCGGUUACGCGCAGGCCUGUCGCUCCAAGCGGCUGCAGCAGCGGCGCGGGCUGGAGGCCGAGCGCGCCCGCCUGGCCGCCCAGCUGGACGCGCUGCGGGCCGAGGUGGCCCGCCUGGCCAGGGAGCGCGACCUCUACAAGGCUCGCUGUGACCGGCUGACCUCGAGCGGCCCCGGGGCCGGGGACCACGCCCACUUCUUCCUCUGA